Molecule: messenger RNA, 641 nt
Organism: Nicotiana attenuata
Lineage: Eukaryota; Viridiplantae; Streptophyta; Magnoliopsida; Solanales; Solanaceae
Exons: 2
Coding region: 77-298 (73 amino acids)
Source: RefSeq, a predicted model, not a curated record
GUACAUUCUAUAUAAACCCUUUUGUAUUCUUUGUAAAUAGAGAGUUGGACAUAUAACUCUUUGUCAAAAUAGAAAAAUGACUUCUUGGGUCAAAACAAUUACUACUCCUUUUAGAAAAGCUCGUACUUUUUUCAAUAAUCAACAAUCACCAAGAGAUUCACCAAGAGAUAAGAAGUCACGAGAAGAAGGUUUAGAGAACCAUGUAGUAGAUUUGCAGGGUGAAGUAAUGGCUUGUGCAUAUGAAGAUGUUCAGGUGAUGUGGUCAAUUUUAGACAAGUCCAAAGCUAUCAGAACCUGAAAUCUUUGUUUUUUCAAGCUAAAUCAAGAACAUAUUGUACAUAUUUUCUCAUUAUCUUGUUGUUGUGGUGGCUAAACUGACGCCCAAAAGACCAAGAUUUUGAAAAUUUUGAUGCUAUUCUACAGCCUGUAGUCCCCCCCCCCCCCCCCCAACCCCCUACCCCAGCAAAAAAAAAAAAAUGAAAAAGAGCACAUAACAAGAACGAACAAGUUCUUCUGACACCAAUUUUUUUUUUUCUUUUUUGUUAUUUCCCAUGAUCAAUGAAAAUCAUGGCUAUUCACUGUACUGGGUUUGUAAUUAUGUCGAUGCAGUAACAAUUAUUAUUUAUUCAUUUUAUCUAGUC